Molecule: messenger RNA, 3003 nt
Organism: Botrytis cinerea B05.10
Lineage: Eukaryota; Fungi; Ascomycota; Leotiomycetes; Helotiales; Sclerotiniaceae
Exons: 1
Coding region: 776-2389 (537 amino acids)
Source: RefSeq, a predicted model, not a curated record
GAUCUUACCUACAUAAUAAGUAUCCCUCCCUCCCUAGAUCUACUCUGCAGACCAAUAAGAGUAUCAUUAUCCACUCCGAUCUAUCCGUCUUCCAUACUUUGCUCCAACAUCCUCAAGUCCAGGUGUUUAUUGUUGUUGUUAUUGUUGUUUCUCUCAUUGACCCACCAUUGCAUUAAGGUUAUAACUUUACCUCGCAGUCUCCUCCCUCACGUACCGAGUACAACCCUCGUUUCCACUUAAAUGGAGUAGAUCUUACCAUCUUACCAUCUUGCCAUCCCUUCACCGUCCCUUUGCACUCCGUCACAAUCGAUAAGCGCUCUGCCGGUACCUUGCCUUGCCGUGCCGUAAACGACAAUCCCCUCAUCUCAAUCCAGACUUUAAAACUUAGCUCGGCUUCUUCGGAGACCCAUGGAUGAAUUAGGUGAUUGGGAAUAAGUGCAUGACAAAGGUAUUGUCAUUGUCCUUGCUUUCUCUCCUGCCUUCCAAUCUUUCCAAUCAUCCCAUUUACAUCUAUUUUGAUUCAUUUGAUUCAUUUGAUUUCCUGAUCCUGAUCCUCAUCCGUCAACAAAGAAUCUCAACCAACACCAACACCAAAACCAAAACCAAAACCAACACUUCUACUUUAACUCCGAUCGCAAUACUUCUCCAAUCGCGAAUAGAUCCGCUGGUCGUCUUUUGAAACCCUCAAUGAUUUAGUCCAUCCAUUCCAAUUCUCCAUUUCCUUGAGUUUAAGAUACCCUUUUUUGUUCAAACGCCGUAUACGAAGCGUUACAAUAUGAUUUCCUUACGUCGAUUCUUACUCGGAAUCGUUCUGGUCUGCUUGACUUGGUUCGGAGCUACCUCAUUACAUCGAUACCUCGAUCCGAAUACACAUAUAUCAGAGGAAAUGAGAGAGGAUGCGCGCUGGAUCGCUACAUCAAAACACUUCUUGGAUAGACAAUCAUGUAAAUGGCUUGGUCUCUGUGGACUUGCCCACUAUCAUUCAGAUCCCGCUUGGAAACGUCGAUUAAACAAAGUUACGAGAGACCAAAAAGUCAUGGGAGACGAUGACUUGGAUGCAAGCUGGGUAGAAUGGGAUGAUGCCUACAAGAAUGCUCCCAAAAUGCGCCCAGACGAUUUGUAUGGCGAUGAUCGAGUAUUAAAAGAAGUUCCACAAUACGUUCUUGACCACGCCCCUCUCGUACAUCUUUACUCGGGCGAGAAGUUUUGGCCUGCAGACAUUGAGGAACAUUUGAAUCAUGUCACUCCUUACGAAAAUCACACUUCACUACAUAUGAAUACCUCCGAACAUACGUUACACAAUCUACAUCUCCUGAACGAAGGGCGCAAAGGUCGACUUUUAUUUAUGCAGAGCAAAGACGAUGUGGAAGAUAGACCAAGGUGGCUUGGUAGUGCUUACAACAAACCUAUACCUUAUGAAGAUGAGAUCAAACACGAUGAGGAUUGGGAAACGGUAGAUGAAGUAGAAGAGAAGGAGUUUAUUGAGACUAAAGAAGAUGGGCAGGAAGCUUGGGACGAUGCGAGUGAUGAAGAGAGAAUGAAGAUUGUCGCACCAUUCGAGCCAACCUUUCGCGCACAACCUCAAAUUACAGGACAACGCAAGCGCAAUUUGAAAAAGCGUGGAGAUUCUUCCGGUAAACCAGAUCAAUCAGGAUACUCCCCAGCUCCGGCCACAUUAAUUAUUGUGGACAAAGGACAUGGUAUCGUGGAUGCGUUUUGGUUUUACUUCUAUUCCUACAAUCUUGGUACAACUGUUUUGAAGAUGCGAUUUGGAAAUCACGUUGGUGAUUGGGAGCAUUCUCUCAUUCGAUUCUAUAACGGCGAACCCAAAGCUGUUUUCUUCUCUGCCCACUUUGGUGGGUUAGGAUAUCAUUAUAAAGCAGUUGAGAAAGGUCAAGGCCCAGGAAGAGAAGGAAGACCAGUUAUUUACAGUGCCGUGGGAUCUCAUGCAAUGUACGCGACCCCUGGUACACAUCCAUACGUUUUACCAUUCAAGCUUCUCGCAGACGUCACAGAUAAAGGACCAAUCUGGGAUCCCGUCCUUAAUUACCGAGCCUAUUUCUUCAAUACAUCUCUCACCCACAAUGUCGACGCACGAUUCGCAACCUCUAAUUAUCCAGCUCAAACAAUGGCUGAUUCCUUCCAACCUGCGGCACAAAAUCCAGAUGCACCUACUGGCUGGUUUUGGUUCAAUGGCCAUUGGGGCGAUAAAUUUUAUGAACUGUCUGAUUGGAGGCAGUGGAGAUUUGUGGGUCAAUAUCAUUAUGUGAAUGGACCGCUUGGACCGAGAUUCAAAAAUUUGGGGAGAAGUAGAGUUUGUCAAUCGGGGUUGAAAUGCAUUUUGGUGGAUAGUUUGGAAAAGGGGAAACAUAGGAGUUGGGUUGGGUAGAGAUGAGUUGAGUAGAUUUUUGGGGAGUCGAGAUGAGAUGAGAUUGGACGAGAUAGACUCGGAUUUCGGUUUCCUUUGUCAUUUGAGAGAUUGAGUGAGGUUUGAAGAUUUAGACUGGUUGGGUAUAGAUGGAUCAAUCAAUAUUUUUUAUUUGGCUUUUGUUUGGGAAUUGGAUGGAUGGAUGGGGAAGGGAGGUGUUUUUGGAAUUUAAUUUGGAGAUGGAGAAGGCAAUGGAGGUGACGAUGGCGAUGAUAACGAAGAUGAUGAAAGAGAAGACGAAGUUGGAAAAAUAAUGACAUAUGAAUUGGAUGAGAGGCGCAUAGGAGCGAAGAUAGUGAAUUCCAUUGAAUUCAAUGGAGAGGGAAAAGGAUAAAUCGAACAUGCACUUUUGAGUGGCAUUCGAGGAAUUUAUAAUAAAGAGGUGGAAGAAUGAAUGAGUGGUGUAUAGAUGGAUGGAUGAACAUCUUUAUCUUACAUACAUACAUAUAUAUAUAUAUAUAGAGAGAGAGAGAGAGAGAGAGAGAGAAAGUCGAUUAUCUGAAUAUAUUGUUUACAACUUGAAUCGUUUGUGUGGAGUCUUAUUAUUCGACAACCAAUGUAACAUGAUGAUUUCA